AUGUCGUUCAACCACUUCCGCAACAAGCGCGAGGCCCAUGCCCUUACGCCGUGGGACCCCUUUGCCCCCAUCAGUCGCAGUAACACCCUUCGUGCUGUGAGAACAUGGGACGGGCCGCGGACUGAGGCCGCUGAGGUGAGCUCUGGCACGCCAAACCUGGGUGAGUUGUCUGCUGCCGUGGGCGCCUCACUUGGAAGGGCCGCGGGGGAAGCUGCCGCCCCGAGCCCGGUAUCGAGCGUCCCCGCUGUUCACCUCUCGCCACCACAGGUUGAAGAUGAUGGAAUCGAGCCGGCGAACAGGAAUGACAGUCAUCAUGAAGUUGAUCAUGCCGCUGCCACCCCCUCCAUGAAGAUUUCCAGGAUGUCCGUGAAGGAGAGUGGGAAGCCGAAGAAGCGUCUUUGGCCAUUCAAAGAAGUAAGGCCCAAAGCUCCCCUGACCAUUGGAAGCCAGCUGCGUCGACUGUACCGGCUCUCCAUUGUCAUGAAACUACUUCUGCUGUGCUGCCCCGUGGGGUUUUGCUUGAACUUCACCAUAGGUCCCUCUAUAGAGACAUUCAUCAUCAACUUCAUCAGCACGAUCCCCAUCAAUUUCUUCGGCGACUUUGCCAUGACAGAGAUCGGGCUGAGGUUGGGGGACCUUACGGCGGACUUGCUAUCCGUGUCUACGAGCAACUUUGUGCAGUUUAUAUCCUGUGUUGUCCUCCUGGUGAAUAGGGAGAUCACGGUCCUACAGACCUCGCUGGUGGGGGGCAUUCUGGCAAACAUCUUGUUCCUGCUUGGCAUGAGCAUCAUCUGCGGGUGUCAUAACCGGCCGUACCAGAACCUGAACCGCACGGCGGCACACAUGGCGUCCAACCUGCUGUGUCUCUCCUCGACGAGCCUCUUGAUACCCACGGCAUCGCGGCUGCUGUCACAGGCGUCGGCUGAGGACCUGCUCAAGCAGUCGAGGGGCGCAUCCGUCGUCCUGCUCGUCGUCUACGGCUCGUUUGUGUUCUGCGAGCACUGGACGCACAGACAUGUCUUUGGUCAGGAGGCCGAGAAAGUGCCCACGAGAGACGCAGGUCCCUCGCAGCACGCGGUCAAGCGAGGCCUGGGCAUGCCGAGCAGCUUCAUGGGCGUGGUGGUGCCCGACCAGGCGGAAAACGAGAGGCUCUCCAGCAUGCUCAUGUACCCGCCGCGCGCGGGGGCGAUGCCACACGCGGACAGCAAUAAAGUCAUCGACGCCGAGGACGAGGAGGGGGAGGACAGGGAAGGGCCACAGCUCCGGUGCAGCGUGGCCGUCAUCAUCGUCGCCAUGACGACGACGCUGCUCUACUUCCACAUCGACUUCACCGUCAAGAGCAUCGACGCGCUGACGACGGACGCGCACCUGUCCAAGACGUUUGUGGGGCUGAUCCUACUCCCGCUGUCGAGCUGCGACUACGUGCCCAUGGCGCUGGCCAUGCAGGACAAGCUGGGCCACACGGUCACGUCGACGGUGGGCAAGAGCAUCCAGACGGCGCUACUGGUGACGCCGAUGAUUGUGUUGUUGGCGUGGUGCCUGGGCGUGGACCAGGUGACGCUCGUGUUUGACGGCUUCGAGGUGGUGAGCUUGUUCGCGACGGUGCUGCUGCUGAACUUUCUCAUUGUGGACGCGAGGGUGCACUGGUGA
Molecule: messenger RNA, 1650 nt
Organism: Purpureocillium takamizusanense
Lineage: Eukaryota; Fungi; Ascomycota; Sordariomycetes; Hypocreales; Ophiocordycipitaceae
Exons: 3
Coding region: 1-1650 (549 amino acids)
Biological process (GO): intracellular calcium ion homeostasis; calcium ion transmembrane transport
Cellular component (GO): fungal-type vacuole membrane
Molecular function (GO): calcium:proton antiporter activity
Source: RefSeq, a predicted model, not a curated record